Messenger RNA from Drosophila persimilis, 832 nucleotides. RefSeq names its product keratin, type II cytoskeletal 1 (gene Gar1). Gene Ontology annotation, molecular function: box H/ACA snoRNA binding. NCBI's taxonomy places the organism in Eukaryota, Metazoa, Arthropoda, Insecta, Diptera, Drosophilidae. Gene Ontology annotation, cellular component: box H/ACA snoRNP complex. The record is from RefSeq and is a predicted model, not a curated record. Gene Ontology annotation, biological process: ribosome biogenesis; snoRNA guided rRNA pseudouridine synthesis.
UUUGUAGUUGUUUUGUAUCCUCCAAAAAUUGGGUUAUAUUAUUGAAAUGGCAUUUGGUCGACCUCGCGGUGGUGGCGGCGGAAGAGGAUUUCGCGGCGGUGGUGGUAGCGGCGGCGGAGGUGGCUUCAAGUCUGGAGGAAGUUUCAACAGAGGAGGUGGUGGCUUCAACCGUGGUGGUGGUCGCGGAGGAGGUCGUGGAGCAUUUGAUAAUGGUCCGCCAGAACGUGUUAUUCCCAUAGGAAACUUUGUUUAUACAUGCCAGAAUGAUUUAAUUUGCAAAGUUGCGAUAGAGGAUGUUCCUUAUUUCAAUGCACCAAUAUUUCUCGAAAAUAAAGAACAGAUUGGAAAAAUCGAUGAAAUAUUGGCACAGUUCGUGAUUACUCCGUGUCCAUUAAGUUGUCGGAAAAUGUUUAUGCAAACAGUUUUAAACCUGAUCAAACUUUGUUUAUUGAUCCUGGGAAACUAUUGCCUAUCGCAAGGUUUUUACCAAAACCCCCACAGCCAAAAGGACUUAAGAAAAAGGGCGCAACAGGUGGACCUGGUUUUCAAAGGGGUGGUUUUAAUCGAGGCGGAAUGGGUGGCCGGGGUGCACGGAACAGCUUUGGAGCCAGUGGCUUUAGAGGAACUGGGCGUGGAGCAGGAGGUGGAGGAUUUAACAGAGGACGCGGUGGUGCAGGCGGAAACGGUCGUGGGCGCUGGUAGUUUUCGUUAUUAGGUUCCAAGAUAAUAUUUUAUCCAGCCUUGCGUUCAUAUAUUCGACACCAGAAACUAUAGCUUUUAAGUCGAAAAAAAAACAAGCGGCGUUGAAUAAUAAAGAAAAAUAAUUUUAAAA